Messenger RNA from Momordica charantia (bitter melon), 1309 nucleotides. It is a transcript of the gene RAD51C, whose product is annotated as RAS associated with diabetes protein 51C. Gene Ontology annotation, biological process: DNA repair; reciprocal meiotic recombination; meiotic DNA recombinase assembly. The record is from RefSeq and is a predicted model, not a curated record. Lineage: Eukaryota; Viridiplantae; Streptophyta; Magnoliopsida; Cucurbitales; Cucurbitaceae. Gene Ontology annotation, molecular function: ATP-dependent DNA damage sensor activity; ATP binding; four-way junction DNA binding. Gene Ontology annotation, cellular component: replication fork; Rad51C-XRCC3 complex; Rad51B-Rad51C-Rad51D-XRCC2 complex.
AAAAAAAAGCACUCAAUUUCAACGUAAAUAAUUUCGGCGGCAGUGGCUGUGCCUCUGCGCGCGCGCGCGGAAAAUGCACUUCCCCUAGUGUCACUCCGACUUCGAGAAUAGGCAAAAAUGGAGGUGGGCAGAUUACCGAUCUCAGCGACGCUGCGAGGUAAACUGAUUUCAGCAGGCUAUACUUCUCUCUCCUCUCUCGCUUCCAUAUUGCCUUCCGACCUUUCUCGAGAACUGGAAAUCUCAAACAAUGAAGCUUUUGAAAUUCUUAAGUUUGCAUCACAUGGUAAUAGGCUGGACAGGCCAGAUGGGAGUAGUGCUAUUGUUAAUGGUGCAGAGACUGCUUGGGAUAUGCUCCACAAGGAGCAGUUAGUUCCACGUAUUACUACAUCGUGUGCAGAUCUAGAUAACCUUCUUGGCGGAGGAAUUAGUAGCCGUGAAGUUACGGAAAUUGGUGGAGUUCCAGGCGUAGGUAAAACACAGCUUGGGAUUCAACUUGCUGUAAAUGCUCAAAUUCCAGGUGCAUUUGGUGGCCUAGGUGGAAAAGCAGUUUAUAUAGAUACAGAGGGGAGCUUUAUGGUGGAGCGUGCUGCUCAAAUUGCUGAAGCAUGUAUAGAAGAUAUGUCAGAUUACAGUGUCUUACUAAAGAAGAAUGCAAUACCUCAUCAAAUUCAAAUCCAACCAAAGGAUAUCUUGGAAAACAUAUUUUACUUUCGUGUCUGUAGCUAUACAGAGCAGAUUGCUCUAAUAAAUUAUCUGGACAAGUUCAUUACUGAGCACAAAGAUGUUAAGGUUGUCAUAGUUGAUAGUGUGACAUUUCAUUUCCGCCAAAAUUUUGAUGACUUGGCCCUUAGAACACGAUUGCUCAGUGGAAUGGCUCUUAAGUUGAUGAAGCUUGCCAAGAAGUUUAGUUUGGCUGUGGUUCUAUUCAAUCAGGUGACCACUAAGUUCAUCGAAGGUUCAUUCCAAUUAACUCUUGCAUUGGGUGAGAGCUGGUCACACUCGUGCACAAAUCGGGUUAUUUUAUAUUGGAACGGUGACGAAAGGUACGCAUAUCUCGAAAAGUCACCCUCUCUUCGAUCUGCAUCAGCACCUUAUUCUGUGACCUGUAGAGGUAUUAGAAAUUCUACCUCGAGUAAUAAGAGAACCAAAAUGAUGUAGGGCCUUUAAAGCUACAUUUAUUCGUCUUAUUCUCAUGUUUCAUCUAAUUUUGGCAUGAAAUUAUCUGAAUGGAUCUUGGAUCUGCUUCCUCACCUACUGCAUGGAACUAUUCUGACAUGAUGGGAGAUUGAAAAUUGUCAGUUUUUAUUAA